AUGCCAACCCACAGUAAUUCACACCAAGCAUGUUCUUCGAACGUAACCACAAAAUCAGAGCAUAAUCCAAAAUAUGGGACAAAAGUGUGUGCUACUGAAAUUUCUUUUCACAAUCCUUCUGAGGCCAUUACUUCGACGAAGUAUGACGUUGACGAAACGUUGGACAUCAAGGAUGAAAUUAUCAAAGAUGUAGAGACGAAAGAAGUAACAGGCCAAAGAUUUAACAAAAAAUAUGAGUCAGAAGUACGCAGUGUAGAUUUAGGAGAAGAUAGUUUAGCUGGUAACAUGAAGCAGCUGAGUCAAAAGCAGCAGGAAAUGAAGAAUUUAGAAACCGAAAUUAAAUACAAAUGCAAAAAGUGUGCGCGAAGCUAUAAAGAUAACAGACAUUUGACUUUUCAUCGAAAAUACGAAUGCGACGUCACGCGACAGUUCACGUGUAACUUCUGCGGUAAACUAUUCAAACGGAAAGCUCACAUGAAUGCUCACGUGGAUAUGGUGCAUCUCAAAUCAAACUCAAAAAGAACUAAAGCGAAGUAUACUUGUAACUAUUGUACGCGGAGUUACAAAUACUUACGAAGUUUGAAUCGACAUAAACGUGAAGUGCAUGCAGGAAUCAAACGACAAUUUAUUUGCGACUAUUGCGGACACAUAGCGAGUCAGAAAAAUAACUUGGGAACACACAUCAAUUCUCGCCAUCUCAAGUGAUUUACUAGGCGAAAAAUUAAUCCUUAAAAUAUUUAUCUUACUAGAUGUUAUCUCACGGCGUCAGAAAAUAAAUUAAUAUAACUAUCAAACGGCGCCUAGUAUUUACAAAUAGUUAGAGCAUACAACAGACAAGCCACAUUCUCUGCGAUAUUUUGGGUCUAGAUCAUUAUCAUGCCAACUCACGGCAAUUCACGUUUGUCAGAACUUUGUAGUUCACAUAAAAUUGUGAAAAAUUAGUGGUGUGAUUAAAAUUAUCAAUGUGACUAGACGCAGUGAUAUUUUCUUGACCCCCACAAGAUGUUGGGAAGGGUUAGGUUUAUGCUCUAUAUUAUUUCUGUGAUUAAUUACACAGGUAUUUUUUCGCACUUUUUUCAGUUUUAUUUAGACUUCAAUGUUUUUCCAAUGUGACUUACCGAAAUGUAACUUGCCGGGGGUUCGCAUGACUCAACCCCGUCAUUUGUAGUCAUACAGCGAAAGAAAAUGUUAGAGAUAAAAAAUCUAUCUUCUGUUCACACAUCUAUGCUACCGAUCAAUAUAACUAUUAAUAAUAAAGUAUAUGUAUCCUCCUAAAACUAAGCAGCAGCCAAAAAUAUGUACAUUCCAUUCAUUCACAUUAAACUUGAAAAAAGACAAAA
Molecule: messenger RNA, 1340 nt
Organism: Belonocnema kinseyi
Lineage: Eukaryota; Metazoa; Arthropoda; Insecta; Hymenoptera; Cynipidae
Product: zinc finger protein 681-like
Exons: 3
Coding region: 1-705 (234 amino acids)
Biological process (GO): regulation of transcription by RNA polymerase II
Cellular component (GO): nucleus
Molecular function (GO): RNA polymerase II transcription regulatory region sequence-specific DNA binding; DNA-binding transcription factor activity, RNA polymerase II-specific
Source: RefSeq, a predicted model, not a curated record